AUGAGUUCCUAUGACCAGAACAGUGCAGAAUACAACGACUACAACAAACUUAGUAUCAAGCAUGAACUCAAAAAGCGGCUUUCGACAAAGUCAAACAUCCUCUUGGCGGGGGAGGAUAAUUUUGCAGAGAUCUCAGCUCGUUACACCGAGUACAAGCGGCCCCUUUACAUUGCUGCUGUUCAGGUUCAGGAAGAACAAGAUGUCAUUGAGACGGUUAACUAUGCACGCUCAAGAGGCAUCCCAUUCGCCGCACGAGCGGGUGGUCACAGUCUGACAGGUUCUCUUCGCCGGAUCAGAAAUGCGAUCGAGAUUGACAUGCGUGGGCUGAAUACGAUAAGCUAUGAUGCAAACAAGCAGCAAAUGACGGUAGGUGGGGGCGUCACGACUGGAGAGUUUGCGAAUGCAACUCACGCGAAGGGUAUGGAAGUCACUGUUGGCUCUUGCCCAUGUACAGGAGUCAUGGGCAUCUCACUUGGCGCUGGCAUUGGCCGGCUUCAAGGAAAGUACGGUUACCUGAAUGACAACAUGGUCCACACCCGUCUGCUUCUCGCGAAUGGUACAGUAUUGGAGGUCUCAGACUCGUCUAACCCAGACCUUUUCUGGGCUAUUCGCGGUGCCGGACACAAUUUUGGCAUAGUCCUCGAGGCAACAUACCAAGUCUAUCCGCAACUAAAUGACGGCAGACACUUUGUCGUGGAUUUUGAAUUCGAGCUCGAUAAACUAGAGGCAGUCUUCGAAGUAGUCAACUCAAUCUCUGACCCAAUGCCAAAAGAGGUCGCGGUAUUUGUGAUUGGCAGAAGGCGGGGAGCAAAUGGGAAGCCGACAAUAAACAUCAACGUGGUAUAUUCAGGACCUGAAAGCGAGGCAGAGCCAUUUGUCAAGCCCUUUGAUGCAAUCUCACCCGUUUGGAAAGACAGCAAGACGGCUGCCUGGGAUGCCCUGCCUUGGGCCACCUAUAAUGGGCUCAACAACAUAUUAUGCACCCCUGCAGGGUGGGCGAGAUUUCCUAUCAAGAACUUCUACGCAGCAAAUGUGGCAAAGUACGACAUUCCAACCAUGCGCUCAUUCUUCGACGGAUGGCGAGCGAUGAACGAGAAGUACGAGGGUACCGUGACGUUUAGCGUCAUGUUUGAAUCUUUCCCUCAGCAACGUGUCCGUGAAAUUGCGGAUGAUAACACGGCAUAUCCAUGGCGCCAUGGAUCCCAGCACUUUCUGCUGCAUAUAAGAGCCCAGUCGAUGAAGAGGUUACAGACAAGUGGCUGUCGGACCAACAGGACAAGUUCAUCGAAACCUCGGGUUACGGAAGACUCCAACACCCUGUACGGUUAUGAACCCUGGCGACUAGAGAAACUCAGGAGAUUGAAGAAGGAGUAUGAUCCUGAAGGUUUUUUUAACGGUUACCAGCCACUAGUGGAGGAGAGCGAACUUGAACAUUGA
Molecule: messenger RNA, 1437 nt
Organism: Pseudomassariella vexata
Lineage: Eukaryota; Fungi; Ascomycota; Sordariomycetes; Amphisphaeriales; Pseudomassariaceae
Product: FAD binding domain-containing protein
Exons: 6
Coding region: 1-1437 (478 amino acids)
Molecular function (GO): FAD binding
Source: RefSeq, a predicted model, not a curated record